Molecule: messenger RNA, 531 nt
Organism: Zalophus californianus (California sea lion)
Lineage: Eukaryota; Metazoa; Chordata; Mammalia; Carnivora; Otariidae
Product: chloride intracellular channel protein 1-like
Exons: 1
Coding region: 1-531 (176 amino acids)
Source: RefSeq, a predicted model, not a curated record
AUGGUACUCUGGCUCAAGGGAGUCACCUUCAACAUCACCACUGUUGACACCAAGAGGCGGACUGAGCGCAGAAGCUGUGCUCAGGGGGGGCAGCUCCCAUUCCUGCUGUAUGGCACCAAAGUGCACACAGACACCAACAAGAUUGAGGAGUUUCUGGAGGCGGUGCUGUGCCCUCCCAGGUACCCCAAGCUGGCAGCUCUGAACCCUGAAUCCAACACGGCAGGGCUGGACAUAUUUGCCAAAUUUUCUGCUUACAUCAAGAAUUCAAACCCGGCACUCAAUGAUAAUCUGGAGAAGGGGCUCCUGAAAGCCCUGAAAGUUUUAGACAAUUACUUGACAUCCUCUCUCCCAGAAGAAGUGGAUGAGACCAGUGAUGAGGACGAGGGCAUCUCUCAGAGGAAGUUUCUGGAUGGCAAUGAGCUCACUCUGGCUGACUGCAACCUGUUGCCAAAGCUCCACAUAGUACAGUUGGUCUGUAAGAAGUACAGGGGAUUCUCCAACCCCGAGGGGUUCCACGGAGUACAUCGGUAG